Molecule: messenger RNA, 855 nt
Organism: Pleurotus ostreatus (oyster mushroom)
Lineage: Eukaryota; Fungi; Basidiomycota; Agaricomycetes; Agaricales; Pleurotaceae
Exons: 2
Coding region: 1-855 (284 amino acids)
Source: RefSeq, a predicted model, not a curated record
AUGCCGCCGAAGGAUACCACACCAUUGACGCAGGCAAUCGUCUCUCUACUUGCCUCCACAAGCCUUUCACGGCUCACCCUCAUGGGCUGGGACCACGGUAACAAUGUAUCGGAUCUCCGUCGCAUACUGUCGGCUUGCUCAGUCUCCCUUGCUCACCUCACCAUUGCCGGCUACAACCACCUCCCCCUCCACGCGGCAUCGGCAGCCAGCGACCGCCCGGCCGUAUCUUUGAAAGCCCUUCGCAAACUCGAGCUGUUCGACCUCUCAAGGUCUGCCACUCCAUUCGGCCGAUCAAUACUCCUUGAUUGUCCAAACCUCGAAACCUUCACUGUUUCGCAGGAGCUCUCAGAUGGUGGCCCUUGGGGGCUGCCAUCCUGGAUUCCAGCGAGGAUCACCACGCUCAAUCUGCAUGCCACGACGUCCGCUACCCUCCCGCAAUUUACACGGCCUAUAUAUCCGUCUCGCCUGACAGUCCAGAGAGAAGCAUAUGUUUUCGGUGACAUAUAUGUACUCCAAUGCAUCAAUCGGCUGCCGUUUAUCGACCACCUGCAGCAGCUGACUAUCAAGAUGAUCUACCGUGAACACGGGCUCCUCAGCAUGUCCAGAUCCAUGCACUACAACGAGCUAUCCGGCGUCCUACAGUCACUUCGACAUCCUGCAUUGUUGAUACGACUUAUUCUCAAUUUCACAGCUGCAGCCAGUGACGAAAAGAAUUUCGGGGCAGACGAGUUGGAUAGGAUCACCAGGGGGGAGAUCGCAAAGCUGAAGGAGGCGUUUGCGCCGUUGUUGAGUACAGGCGGACUCUCAAUCCUAGUUGCCAUUGGGAGCCGAGCACCCAUAGAGCUCUGUGGAUAA